GGAAAUAGGGUUGGGCCGAGUUCCGGGCGCGAGGCGGCCCCAGGACCGAGCAGAGCGCGCCGCUCGUAGUCGGUGUGGCAGGGCCGGGAUGUUCCGCAUCGAGGGCCUCGCGCCGAAGCUGGACCCUGAGGAAAUGAAACGGAAGAUGCGCGAGGAUGUGAUCUCCUCCAUACGGAACUUUCUCAUUUACGUCGCCCUGCUGCGAGUCACUCCUUUUAUCUUAAAGAAAUUGGACAGCAUAUGAAGAUUGGGCAUCACAUGUGAAUGCAGGAUAUGAAAAACCUGGUUACAGUUUCUACACCCAUCUGCAAAUGGAUAGACCCAGAAAGAUGUAAGAGACUCUUUCACUGAAUGGACAUAAAAAUUCUACCUUUUAAGAACAAGUCUGGCUCUGGAAACUGACCUUCAUAGCUAAAAUACAAAACUAUUUGGGAAAUACGAAAAGACAUUUAUGGUCACAGUACACCCUAAUGCCUGUGCUGCUCAGCUCUGUGAAUGUUAGUGUAAUUGUAAAUAAUGUCAAAUUCCAUUUUCUAGCAAGUAUUAAUUGUAAGGGAAUUAUGUCUGCAAUAGCACUAUUUAGUCAGUAAUUUCUGUUUAUCUUUUAACUUCUGGGUAAUUAGUUAUGAUUUAUGGAAGCCAGAACACAGCCACAACAACACUUAAGCACAGGACCAUUAGUCUAUGUUUUUAAUAAAUGUACCACCUAAGAAAAAAUUGGGUUUUUAUUUUUCUUGACCCCCUUUUUGCUGUGAACCAGCAAUCCCUGGUGAGACUACAAUCAUGUGAUUAUUACAAACUGUGAUAAAUUGAGUUCUUCUUGUUUUGGACUGGAGAAUUUGCUAAUCCUAUUAAAGUGACAUUGUUUUAUUAAGCA
Molecule: messenger RNA, 877 nt
Organism: Manis javanica (Malayan pangolin)
Lineage: Eukaryota; Metazoa; Chordata; Mammalia; Pholidota; Manidae
Gene: TOMM5
Product: translocase of outer mitochondrial membrane 5
Cellular component (GO): mitochondrial outer membrane translocase complex
Source: RefSeq, a predicted model, not a curated record